Molecule: messenger RNA, 2385 nt
Organism: Xenopus laevis (African clawed frog)
Lineage: Eukaryota; Metazoa; Chordata; Amphibia; Anura; Pipidae
Gene: dnajb5.L
Product: DnaJ heat shock protein family (Hsp40) member B5 L homeolog
Exons: 4
Coding region: 578-1624 (348 amino acids)
Biological process (GO): protein folding
Cellular component (GO): cytosol
Molecular function (GO): protein-folding chaperone binding
Source: RefSeq, a predicted model, not a curated record
CACCCUGUUCAUUUGCAUAUCAAUACCCAGCAUUCCCGUCAGUGACAAACUCACCUUGUUACUUGUUCUCUGUGUCAGUGGGAUCCUCGGGGGCUGUCACUGAGCUGUGCCCCCUCUCUGGUAGUGUCUGGUACAUAUCCUUCCAGCCCUCAGACCCCAUUUGUACCCUCCAUCCUGGACUCUCUGUAUGUGCGUGUGGGGCCCCUCAGACUUAGGGCCACAUUUACUGGUUAUUCUGCUGUUUCAAGUCAUUGUACUGAGGUCCCUGCUCUGAGCUCUAAAUCACUAACUCUCUUAUUGUGUUUGGUUUGAGCUUCCUGCAUGGGGUCACAGGUCAUGACACACCCUGGGGCAAUUAUUGGCAGAACCCAGGGUAGAAUUUAGGGUACAUGGGACUCUCCCCAGCUGCAGCAAAGGGGGAUCCAUCUGUUCAAGCUGAUUGUGGCCAGUAGUCUGGGACACUUGGGCAACGCAGCCUGUGCCUUCAGGUUGGACUUCAGGUUGGACUUGGAAGGAGGAUUCAAUAUCAUCACUCACAGGGACAAGGAUUCUCGACCAGAAACCCCACACGUUGGACAUGGGGAAGGAUUACUACAAGAUUUUGGGGCUCACCUCUGGUGCCAACGAGGAUGAGAUCAAGAAGGCGUAUCGCAAGAUGGCGCUGAAAUACCAUCCAGACAAGAACAAAGAUGCCAACGCGGAGGACAAGUUUAAGGAGAUCGCCGAGGCCUAUGAUGUUCUGAGCGACCCCAAGAAAAGGGCUGUGUACGACCAGUAUGGGGAGGAAGGACUAAAGACAGGAGGUGGAUCUUCUGGUAAUACCGGCAGCUCUUUCCACUACACUUUCCAUGGCGACCCUCACGCCACAUUCGCAUCUUUCUUUGGCGGAGCCAAUCCCUUCGAUAUCUUUUUUGGCUCCGGCCGUUCCCGGAUGUCGAACGGGUUUGACCACGAAGACAUGGACAUCGAUGAAGAUGAGGACGACGUGUUUGGGGGAUUCAGCCGGUUUGGUUUCGGUGGUGUCAAUGGGUUUCACAAGCGGCACCAGGAUCAGCUGCAUUCUCGGCGUAAAGUGCAGGACCCCCCUGUGGUGCACGAGCUAAAAGUGUCCUUGGAGGAGAUCUAUCACGGCUGCAACAAACGCAUGAAGAUUACGAGGCGGCGGUUAAACCCUGACGGCCGCACGGUGAGAACUGAGGACAAGAUCCUUAAUGUGGUUAUUAAGAAGGGCUGGAAGGAGGGGACCAAGAUCACCUUCCCAAAGGAGGGAGACGCCACUUCAGAGAACAUCCCAGCAGACAUUGUGUUCCUACUCAAGGACAAGCCUCACGGGCUCUUCAAGCGGGACGGCUCCAACAUCGUGUACUCGGCCAAGAUCACAUUGAAAGAGGCUCUGUGCGGCUGCACCAUAAACAUUCCCACCAUCGACGGGCGCGUCAUCCCCCUGCCUUGUAGUGAUGUCAUCAAGCCUGGUGCUGUGAAACGACUGCGGGGCGAGGGGCUGCCCUUCCCCAAAGUGCCCAAUCAGAGGGGGGACCUUAUCGUAGAGUUUCAAGUGCGCUUCCCCGACAGAAUACCUCAGCCCACCCGGGAACUCCUCAAACAGCACCUGCCCGGUUCCUAGUGGCUAUGGGGGUCCCUGUGGGCAAAGCAAUACGUUACUGACCGGUGCCAAGUCCUCAUGCUGAAACUCUCUCCACUCACGGAGCCAAAACCUCUGGUUUGUUUGUACUGCUGUCUGCCUUCUCCGACCUUCACUCUAUGCAGAAGUCCUCUCCACCCGGGACAAUGGAACAAGAACGUUGUCCUCAAACGUGACCCUGUAACUGUGGAACUGGAAUGAUAUUUCUGAAAGUACCGGAACGUUACCCUUGAGAUGUUGUAAGUGGAACUGGAACGAUAACCUUGAGAUGUUGGAACUGGAACGUUACCCUUGAGAUGUUAGAACUGGAACGUUACCCUUGAGAUGUUGGAACUGGAACGUUACCCUUGAGAUGUUGGAACCCGAACUUUACCCUUGAGAUGUUGGAGCUGGAACGUUACCCUUGAGAUUUUGCAACUGGAACGCUAUCCUUGAGAUGUUGGAACUGGAACGUUACCCUUGAAACACCGGUUCCGGGACUUUAUUCCUGGUGUGUCCCAUGCGUUACCUCUGUCGGAGCCAAACAGGUCACUUCUCAACAUCACAACUGCCUAUAACUCAAGGAUUUGGACAGGUCCCUCUGACAAAAACAGACAAUUUUAAUGAUUUUUAAUUGUGACACAGACUUAAUGUAAAUGUUAGAAUUUUUCUUUUUUAAAAGCAGUUUGUAAAUAUAAUUUAAAUUUGGCCGGAAAUUUUACCAUUUCUACUGACUGAGCCGAAAUAAAAGAGAAAGGAUCCUA